AUGGGCAGUACCACUGAGCUCACAGGGGAGAUAAAAGUUUUUUAACUCUCAUCCUGACGUUAGUUUUCUGUGUUCCUGGCCAUGGUGGAGAUCUAAACGGUCACACACGAGGCCAAGGCGCGCGGAGAGCAGGUCGUUUCCAAUUGUACAGUGAAGAAAAGAGGUGGAGCAACAUGGCUGCCUCUGUUAAGGUGGCAGUGCGAGUCAGACCUUUCAACUCGCGAGAGAUGAGCCGAGGCGCCAAGUGUGUAAUCCACAUGCAGGACAAUACUACAUGUAUCAUCAACCCAAAACAGCCGACACACACCGCCAAGAGCUUCGCCUUCGACUAUUCCUAUUGGUCACACACUACAGAGGAUGAUCCUGCCUUUAUUUCCCAGAAGCAGGUGUAUUUGGAUAUCGGAGAGCAGAUGUUACUGCACGCAUUUGAAGGCUAUAAUGUGUGUAUUUUUGCUUAUGGACAAACUGGAGCAGGAAAAUCGUACACUAUGAUGGGAAAAGCAGAGCCUGAAAAACAGGGCAUCAUACCACAGAUGUGUAAAGAUCUAUUUAAUCGCAUCACAGGGAACACAGAUCCUGAUCUGUCAUACUCAGUGGAGGUCUCCUAUAUGGAGAUUUACUGUGAGCGUGUGUGUGAUCUGCUGAGCCCUGUGUGUGCUGUUGGACUGCGUGUGCGUGAACAUCCCAUCCUCGGCCCAUACGUGGAGGAUCUGACCACACAUGCUGUGUCCAACUACAAGGAAAUCACUGAGCUGAUGGAGUGUGGGAACAGAGCACGCACGGUGGCUGCAACAAACAUGAAUGAGGCAAGCAGUCGCUCUCAUGCCGUGUUUACACUCAUCUUCAGUCAGCGCCACCGAGACAUCAUCACCAAUCUCACCACUGAGAAGGUCAGUAAGAUCAGCCUGGUCGACUUGGCGGGCAGUGAGAGAGCUGCUUCAUCUGGAGCAAAGGGUAUAAGGUUAAAGGAAGGAGCUAAUAUUAAUAAGUCUCUCACUACACUGGGGAAAGUUAUAUCUGCUCUGUGUGACAUGCAAAACAGCAAAAAGAAGAAAUCAGACUACAUCCCAUACAGAGACUCUGUCCUUACAUGGUUACUGAAGGAAAACCUCGGUGGAAACUCACGCACAGUUAUGAUUGCUGCUCUCAGCCCUGCAGAUAUCAACUAUGAAGAAACACUCAGUACUCUACGGUAUGCCGACCGUGCAAAACAGAUUCGCUGUAAUGCCAUAAUCAAUGAAGAUCCAAAUGCACGGCUAAUCAGAGAACUAAAGGAGGAAGUGAACCGACUCCGAGAGCUACUGCUAGCACAGGGACUUAGCCAGCUAAUCACUGGUGCAGAGGUGAAUGAUAGCAGAAGCUCUUCUGCACCCACCCCUGACUCUGAACCUAACGGUGCUCCACCAAUCACAGCUCACGCCCCACCCCAAGAUCUUCACCCCGUCUCUCUCUGUGACUCUAACGAAUCAGGUUAUCAGGAUAUGACACAGGAAGAGGUGAUAGAAAGACUGAGGGAAACAGAGAAGAUUAUUGCUGAUUUAAAUGAAACGUGGGAGGAAAAACUACGAAAAACUAAUUCUAUGCGUUUGGAAAGAGAGACCCUGCUAGCUGAGAUGGGUAUGUCUGUUAAAGAGGAUGGAGGAACUGUUGGUGUGUUCUCACCUAAAGGAACACCACACCUGGUGAACCUGAAUGAAGAUCCUCUAAUGGCAGAGUGUCUGCUGUAUUACAUUAAAGAGGGCAUUACGAGGGUCGGUCAGAAGGAGGUGGACAUCAGACUCAGUGGGCCGUUCAUUAUGGAACAACAUUGUGUCUUUAACUGCUAUACUGACAGCCACGGAGAGAGUAAACAUUUUGUUGUAACUCUGGAGCCAUUAGAAGGGUCAGAGACUUACGUCAACGGCAAACUAAUUACAGAAUCAUCCGUGCUCAAACAAGGUGACCGUUUGGUGAUGGGGAAGAGCCAUGUGUUCCGGUUUAAUCACCCGGAGCAGGCAAAGCGGGAGAGGGAGCGAGCAUGCAGCACCACCACUGACCAGCAGGGGGAGUGUAAUAACACACAGCUGGAACUAAUGGAUGAACCAGGCAAAGAAAUCAUAGAGGACAAGGAGAUGAGACUAAAAGACAUGGAGCUUCAGUACCAACAGGAGAAAGAGGAAGCUGAUCUUCAUCUCGAACAGCAGAGGCUGUAUGCAGACUCAGACAGUGGUGAUGACUCUGAUAAGCGUUCAUGUGAAGAGAGCUGGAAACUCAUCUCAUCUCUCCGUAAAAAACUACCAGCUACCAAGGUGCAGUCUAUAGUGAAACGUUGUGGCUUACCCAGCAGUGGGAAGCGGCGUGAGCCUCAGCGUGUGUAUCAGAUCCCACAGCGGCGACGUGAGGGUGUGUUUGAUCCUGAGCGUGUGUCUCUAUCUGACCUGCAACUGCAGGCAGUAAAGGAAGUGUGUUAUGAAGUGGCACUCGCCGAAUUCCAAAACACACGCUGUGAAAUAAAUGCCAUGGCCAUCAUGAAGAUGAACGAACUGCUGCGCAUUCAUGGAAUGAGCGGGGCUGAAGGAGCCUGGCGGCAGGUGGCCCAGGAAGUCUGGGACACAGUAGGUGGAGCCACAGAAGAAAAGGACAGAGUUAGUGGUGGAGGGGGUGGAGAUGCUGACAAAGAUGACAGGGACAAAGGUGGCAUGUGUGACCUGAAGACUCACCUGGAGAAGCUAACAGACAUUUUACAGGAAGUGAAGCAGCAAAACAACAUGAAGGAUGAGGAGAUACAAGCACUCAGAGACAGGAUGAUGAGGAUGGAGAGGGUCUUACCUGUGCAACAGGGUCAUGAAGUCUUAGAGAAUCAGGGAAUUGGAAAAAUAAAGGACAAUGAGGCAACUGAGGGGUGUGGCUAUGAUAAUGAGGAGUGUGUUUCUCCUGAUCUGCACUCUAAUGAACAGCGAGUUAUGCGUCUGAUGGAAGAAGACCCCGCCUUCCGGAGGGGGCGGCUCCGCUGGCUUAAACAGGAACAGACACGACUCCAAAAUCUACAGCAACAGCAAAUUACAAAGCGGCUGCGACAGACGACAGGGGGCGGGACAACAGGCAGGGCUGGGGAAGGAGGCGUGGUUCACCUGCCAGGAACAGGGCGGUUCAUUCCUCCACAUGAUUGUAAGCUAAAGUUUCCCUUCAAGAGCAACCCACAGCACAGGCACUCCUGGAGCCCUGCCCACCAUAUAUCCCCACCCACUGAAGAAGAGAGAAGGGAGGGGCCAAAAUGUCUCUCCACUACAAACCAUACCACUCUGAACCACAUGGUUCCAUCAGCAAAUCCCAGUCCCACCCAUGAGGUACCAUUUUUCAUUCUCCCAUCUAUGUUCCAGUUGCCAGUUGCCAUGGGAACCCAGCGCCUACACACACCUUCUAGCAACAGUCACUUCCCACAGCAGCAGCAGUGGCACUACAGGAGGAACUCUUUGGACAGUUCAGCCAAUUACCAUGGAUACAAUAAUCAAUACAGUCACUGUCGGCGACGAUCCCCGAGCCCUGUGACAAGAGGGGAUACCAGAGAUUACUAUGGCAACCAUCAAUAUCAUCACAACCAACCUCAGCAUUGUGUCCCCCCAUUUCUGAUGUUCCAGGCUCCACCUACUCAGUACACACUGCCAAGUAACACGCACACUGAACUUGCCCAAUGGGGCUGGGGGCGGGGUCAAAGAUACAACACACCCCCUGACCUGAGACGUCAACUUAGUGUACCUGACUUGGAGAGCAAACAAACACCUGUCUGAGUGUGUG
Hemibagrus wyckioides is the source of this 3774-nucleotide messenger RNA. RefSeq names its product kinesin-like protein KIF1C. Lineage: Eukaryota; Metazoa; Chordata; Actinopteri; Siluriformes; Bagridae. Gene Ontology annotation, biological process: cytoskeleton-dependent intracellular transport; microtubule-based movement; vesicle-mediated transport. The record is from RefSeq and is a predicted model, not a curated record. Gene Ontology annotation, molecular function: ATP binding; plus-end-directed microtubule motor activity; microtubule binding. The transcript is spliced from 23 exons. Gene Ontology annotation, cellular component: kinesin complex; microtubule; dendrite. Bases 174 to 3767 code for a protein of 1197 amino acids.